Aspergillus niger is the source of this 399-nucleotide messenger RNA. RefSeq lists its product as uncharacterized. The transcript is spliced from 2 exons. Gene Ontology annotation, molecular function: 2 iron, 2 sulfur cluster binding. Lineage: Eukaryota; Fungi; Ascomycota; Eurotiomycetes; Eurotiales; Aspergillaceae. Bases 1 to 399 code for a protein of 132 amino acids. The record is from RefSeq and is a predicted model, not a curated record.
AUGGCGCGCGUCCGCCUCGCCCCGCUCUCCUCGCUCACUCAAACCCGCUACGUCCUGCACCUCUCCGACGGAAAACGCCUCGUCCUCUUCCGCCUCCCCACUAUCGAGACGCCGAAAACCAAAGACAAACCCCGAGCGCGCAAUGACGCCAACGGCUGGUCCUACUACGCCAUGGAAGCGGAAUGUCCGCAUGCAGGCGGCCCGAUGAAAGAUUCCUCCAUUGACAUCGAAGAUUCAGCAUACAUUGUGUCUUGUCCAUGGCAUGCGUAUGAUUUCAACGUCGAGACGGGAGAGUCGAGUGUGGGGAUUAAGGCGUGCACGUUCCCUGUUGAUGUGAGCGAUGAGGAUAUGGUGGUUGUGGAAUAUACCUCUGAGAAAUUGGGAGAGGGAGUGGAAUGA